Messenger RNA from Podarcis lilfordi (Lilford's wall lizard), 2695 nucleotides. NCBI's taxonomy places the organism in Eukaryota, Metazoa, Chordata, Lepidosauria, Squamata, Lacertidae. The record is from the annotation of a GenBank genome assembly.
AUGAUGAAGGUUCUACCUGUCCUACUGUUGACCACCAUCUUGUGGACUAAAACGGGUGAGUCUUUGACAUGAUGGUCAUUUGCUCCUGGAACAACCUCCUUAGCUUGGAGAGGAGAAGACUGACAGGUGAAAGGAUGGCAACCUUCAAGUAUCUGAAGGGCUUUUCACGUGGAAGAUGGAGCAAGCUUGUUUUCUGCUGCUCCAGAGGGCAGGACCUGAAUCAAUGGAUUCAAAUUACAAGAAAGAACAUUUCAACUAAGCAUUGGGAAGAACUUUCUGAGGGUAAGAGCUAUUCGACAGAGGGAUCGACCAGCUCAGAAAGUGGUGGAUGUCCAUUAUUGGAGAUUUUUAAGGUUGGAGAAGCCAUCUGUCAAUAACAACAACAACAACAACAUAUUUAUACCCCGCCCAUCUGGCUGGGUUUCCCCAACCACUCUGGGUCGCUUACAACACAUAUAAAAACAUAGUAUAAUUUCAAAUGUUAAAAACCUCCCGAUACAGGGCUGCAUUCAGAAGUCUUCUAAAAGUCAGAUAGUUGUUUUUCUCCUUGAUAUCUGGUGGGAGGGUGUUCCACAGGGUGGGUGCCACUACCGAGAAGGCCCUCUGUCUGGUUCACUGUAACUUGGCUUCUCACAAUGAGGGAACUGCCAGAAGGCCCUCGGUGCUGGACCUCAGUGUCCGGGAAGAACGAUGGGGGUGGAGACGCUCCUUCAGGUAUACUGGACUGAGGCCGUUUAGGGCUUUCAAGGUCAGCACCAACACUUGGAAAUGUACUGGGAGCCAAUGUGGGUCUUUCAAGACUGGUAUUAUGUGGUCUCGGUUCAGAAUUCUUUGGCCCCGAUUCCUGCAUUGCAGGAGGUUGGACUAGAUGAUCCUUGGGGGUUCCCUUCCAACUCUACAAUUCUGUGAUUCUUGUGGGCAUCUUAGAAAGGAGCACAAGGACAUGGUUUGGCCCGGCAGCCAGCCAGCCACCCAUGAUUGGUUGCUCAGAUGCCCUCUUAAGAGACUUACUGGGGAGAAACCUGGGGAUCUCUGGUUACCGUAUUUUUCGCUCCAUAACCUGACCAUAAGGCGUAUCUAAUUUUAGAGGAGGAAAACAAGAAAUAAAAUAUUCUGAAUGAAACAGUGGAUGUAUGAUUCUUGUGGUUCAUGCUAUGGCCACAGACAUGUGAUUUGAUGGUGAAUUUGGGGUGACCCAGUGCAAAGAUCCUGAGGAUCCAUGUGGAUCUGUGCUUUGUAAUCAUAUUUUUGCACCAUUGCAGCCCCAGGAAACAGUGGAUAUGUGAUUUUUUUGGUGCAGGCUGUAGCCAUGGACAUCGUAUUGUAUCGUAAAACCUUUAUUGGCAUCACAUGCAACAUCCAAAACAAAUCAAUACAGAAUUACCACUUCCCCAGUGGCACAAAACAUUUACUAAAAGAAAGGAGGCAUUCGCUCCAUAAGACGCACAGACAUUUCCCCUUACUUUCUAGGAAGAAAAAAGUGCGCCUUAUGGAGCGAAAAAUACGGUAGGUAGUUCCAGUACUUAGCCUGUGUCAUUUGAAAGUCCUAGCGAAGACAGAUUUCUCCCCCAUUUUUAUGGUGUGUGUUUUAUUUUAUUUUAAAAAGUUGCUUCUUCCUUGCAGCUUCUUCCCUGGAAUGUUAUACCUGCAAUGAAACGAAAUAUUCUGGUUGUGACACUGUUGUGAACUGUUCUCAAACAGAUCGCUUCUGCACGCGUUACACUGGUAAGUAUGGGGAGGCUGAGUGUAGCCAUUGCGCCUAGUAGCCGUCAGUAGCCCUCUCCUCCAUGAAUUUGUCUAAUUCUUUUUCAAAGCCAUCCAAGUUGGUAGCCAUCAGUGCUUCAUGGGGAAGUGAGUUCCAUAGUUUAACUAUGGAUGCAUCAAGAAGUACGUUAUUUCUUUGGUCCUUAGUUUUUCAGCAUUCAUCUUCCCUGGAUGCCCAUGAAUUCAAGGGUUAGGAGAGUGAGAGAAAAACUGUCUCUCUCCACUUUCUCCAGGUUAUGCAUUAUUAUGUUGCCUUUUGCUUGCUUUUUCUCGAAAGUCAAUGAAACAAUAAAAUUAUAGCUUUCUGUGGGUUAAACCACAGAGCCUAGGAGUCCCUUUACCUUUAACCAUGACCCACGCAGGUGGCGCUGUGGGUUAAACCACAGAGCCUAGGACUUGUCGAUCAGAAGGUCGGCGGUUCGAAUCCCUGCGACGGGGUGAGCUCCCGUUGCUCGGUCCCUGCUCCUGCCCACCUAGCAGUUCGAAAGCACCUCAAAGUGCAAGUAGAUAAAUAGGUACCGCUCCAGCGGGAAGGUAAACGGCAUUUCCGUGCGCUGCUCUGGUUCGCCAGAAGCGGCUUAGUCAUGCUGGCCACAUGACCUGGAAGCUGUAUGCCAGCUCCCUCGGCCAAUAAAGUGAGAUGAGCACCGCAACCCCAGGGUCGUCCGCGACUGGACCUAAUGGUCAGGGGUCCCUUUACCUUUACCUUUAACCAUGGCCCUUUCCCAUCCUCUCCCUUUUAGAAACAACCUCUUCCACCGGCUAUGCUGUGGAGCAACGCUGCUCCAACACUUGCUUGAUCGCCAAGGUUAGUUGGCCGUCGCUGUUUACUUUCACCUGCUGUCAAGAGGACAGGUGCAACGGCACAGCGAAUGUAAGGUUUGGCAUGCUUAUGCUAGUGGUGCUGGUUGUCAUCAGAGCUUUGAUUUGA